Dermacentor silvarum is the source of this 2875-nucleotide messenger RNA. RefSeq names its product adipokinetic hormone/corazonin-related peptide receptor variant I. The transcript has 4 exons. NCBI's taxonomy places the organism in Eukaryota, Metazoa, Arthropoda, Arachnida, Ixodida, Ixodidae. Gene Ontology annotation, cellular component: membrane. The record is from RefSeq and is a predicted model, not a curated record. Bases 780 to 2192 code for a protein of 470 amino acids. Gene Ontology annotation, biological process: G protein-coupled receptor signaling pathway. Gene Ontology annotation, molecular function: peptide binding; G protein-coupled receptor activity.
CCAUGGUGCGCAUUGCGCGAAGCGGCGUAGGGUUUAUCGGCCGUUGGGAAGUUUCUCUGGCUCGGUUUAGCUUUAUCAUUGAAACCAUCGACGUAGACUACUACGGCGGGCAAGGUUUCAAAGUAAGUGGCGAUAGUUCAGCGAAACGCGAAAAUGUCUAUGCGCGAAGAUGGCACUGAAAUCACUGUGAUACGCCAUGGAAUGUCACAUUUGCAAAGGAUCGCGAGUGGAAUUGUGGAGUUAGACUGUCUGCUUUCGAUGUGGAGUCUAUAGCUGGAAUUGUGCGCCCAGUGAGUGAAUGAAUGUGACUUAACUCGCUGGAGAAGAACUGAAGCCCGCGUGAAUACGCGGCUAUUAUUUUUAGCAACCAAACUUUCUUUCUUUUCUGCCCUACUGGCGACGUCAAAAUACUUCGACGGCGGGUGCUGCUUCACAUUAGCACAACAGCUGCUUCGAAGUGUGAAGUACUUUCUUGUGCUUGACCGAUAAGUGCAAACUCCCUCCCUUGAAUUAAAGGGAGAGUUCUCAGAAACAAAGGACAUAGAUGGCAACGAUGGGCAGCCUAAGCUAUUAGAACAUUGAAGAAUGAAUUUACAGAUUGGAGCUAUCGGCUUAAUUAUGCUGGUUCUCUCUAUGGGUCCGGAAAGCCGAACGAUGAAAAGUUGCCCCAUGUGCAGCAAAUUGACGUGGAGUUUGGGUGGAGAAACCGUUCUCGCACAUGAAACUGUCGCUGUUUCCCACGUCGACAGCUUUGGCCGUGUCAACUAGUGCCAAUUACGAUGGUUUUGAUCGACAGGCUUCCGAAGCACGAGCUUCUCUCGCCGACGCUUUAUACGGUGCUCAAUGACACUUCAUCGACGGUGGUGUUGGACGCUAGUGGCGCAACGCCGGCGCUUCCAGAAGAGUUGACGUUCACGCGCAAGUCGCUGGUUCAGGUGAUCGUGUACGUGCUGCUGUUUGUGGCCGCAGCAGCCGGAAACGUGCCUGUCUUCUUGAGUCUGCUUGGCAAACGGGCGCGGAAGUCUCGCAUCAAGCUGAUGAUGAUGCACCUGGCAGUGGCUGACCUGAUCGUCACCUUCGUCAUGAUUCCUCUCGAGGUAGCCUGGCGCCUCACGGUGCGCUGGGUGGCGGGCAACGCUAUGUGCAAGAUCAUGCAGGUUCUUCGCGCGUUCGGCCCGUACCUGUCGUCCAUGGUGCUGGUGUGCAUCAGCGCGGACCGGUACUUCGCCGUGCUGCACCCGCUGAGGGUGCACGACGCCCGCAGGCGAGGAAAGUUCAUGCUGGCCGCGGCAUGGUACAUCAGCCUGGCGUGCAGCCUGCCGCAGGCGCUCAUCUUCCGCGUCAUGGAGCACCCUGAAGUUCAGGGCUUCUGGCAGUGCGUCACCUUCUCGUCGUUCCCAUCGCCCGUUCAUGAGACGCUGUACAACCUCUUCUGCCUGCUUGUACUCUACGGCAUCCCCUUUGGCGCCAUCAUUGUCUCGUAUAGUCGAAUCCUGUGGGAAAUACAUCGCCAAGCGAAGGACUCGCACGCCCAGGAACCGGGUGCGGCGGACGCGGCGCCCUGCGCGCGCUUGAGGCUCCGGUGCUCGGACAUGCGGCGCAUGCAGCGCGCCCAGUACCGCACCCUGCGCCUGACCGUGGUCAUCGUGCUGGCCUUCUUCUUCUGCUGGACACCGUACGUAGUGAUGGUGCUGUGGUACCAGCUGGACGCCGAGAGCGCCAAGCACGUCGACGACUACCUCCAGUCGUCGCUCUUCAUGUUCGCCGUGUCCAACUCGUGCGUGAACCCGCUCGUCUACGGCAGCUACACGGGGCGCCUGAACAUUGGACGUUGCUUCUCGUCCCGCUGCUACCCGGCCGACGUGGUCCCGGGCCGGGACGAUCAUCAUCGGCGCUUCUCGUGGUCACUGAGGCAGUUCUCCAAGCUCACGCUGCAUUCCUGGGCCCCGAGGACUGUGGCCGCCGCCGCCGCCACCGCUGCCGCUGUUGACCCCGAGGCCGAGUACGGCGCUCUGCAGAGGCAGUGCUGCCCGCUGCGCGUUGCCGACGCAAACGACAUGUGCGUGUUCAGUGUGGACGUUUUGUGCGUGCACGCUAAGCGAGCGCCUGAAGCCCGCUCGGCGCAGGUUAACGGCGCGAGUUGUGUAGCGUCUGGCUACAACACACCGCUCAGGAAGAACCACAGCCUAUGAGGGAAGGGCGUGACUUUGUUGGCUUCUUGGAGCCAUGACCGGCAAUGAAUGUUCUGGUUUCGACCAAUUAGCUCCUAGAUUGAAGUAAAAUUGCGAAACGUCCAGCCUCUUUGCUCACGAAGAUUGAACCAAUCGGGGCGGGGGGAGGGGGGGGGGGGAGAAGGUGGUGUAGUAUGUCACGUGCGUGCAAUCGCGCAGCCUUUCUCUCAUGGUGAUUUGAGAAUGGGAGUAAAAAAAUUAUUAUCUCGCCAAAAAUCUGUUUACGGGAUAUACCCACACACAACAAUAGACACAUAGAGAAAACUGGGUAAAGUGCCUCCACGCUUCUAAUUAAGAAAAAAAUGACAUAAAAUGUCAAAUAAUUGAAAUUCGGAAAUAAUCCCACACACUAACAAAGGAGGCUGGGUGAUUUUCCAUUCACAUGGGCUCCAAGCAGACAGAGAAAUGACAAAGUGGGCUCUUGCUAGGUCUGACUAUUCAACAUCUUGGUGCCUACCAAGGAUUGGUUCACGUCCGGCUAAGGUGCGUACGUGUGAAAAUAAUAAUAAAACGGCAUUUUUAGCAUUUAGGGCAAUUUCAAAUUUUAUUACGAACAUUGCCAGCACUGACUGAGGCUACUGAAUGGAUGUCCGCAGUAUUUGAAAUAUUGUGCUUCAUCUUUGAAGAUACAUUUAGGUAGUUUG